AAAUAUUUUAUAAUUUAUUUAUAACUUAAAAUUUUAAAUCAAUAUAGGCAUGUAAAAAAAAAAUACUACUGUAGUAAUGAGAAUUUAAGAAAAAACAAGAGUUAACCGAAAGGAAUAAAAAAAACAAAGCAAAAAAGAUAACCGAACGAGAAAGGCAAAACAAAUCUACUACUACGGAAGGAAAUCUUCACUCUCUCAACAACUACACUGACCAGUUCUUCGCACAGAAGAAAACCGAACAACAACAAUGGCGAACACUACCACCAUCUCCUUCACUCUCACACCACCAAAACCCAAAACCACAACCCUCUCUUCUUUCCCCACAAAAUCCAAUCUCAAUCUCAAAUCCAACCCAUUCUCUUUCUCCAUAACCCAUUCCUACAGACCAAACACCCCACCCCUUCUCAAAUCCUUCCCGGACGACACCAUCACCACCACAACAUCCUCCCCUUCCUACCGCAACCUCAAAGCCCGUCUCCGCUCCGGCGAAACUCUCUACGGCAUCUUCCUCCUCACCUUCUCCCCAACUCUCGCCGAAAUCGCCGGCCUCUCCGGCUACGACUUCGUCGUCAUCGACAUGGAACACGGCCACGGAACCAUCUCGGAUACCCUCCCGUGUCUCCACGCGCUCGCAGCUUCACAAACCGCGGCAAUCAUCCGCGUCCCGGAAACCACAGCAACGUGGGCCAAAAAAGCACUAGAUUUAGGCCCACAGGGAAUCAUGUUCCCAAUGGUGGAAUCCGCCAAAUCCGCAGCAAAAGCGGUAUCCUAUUGCCGUUUUCCACCCACCGGACUUCGUGGAUCAGCCCAUCCAAUCGUUCGAGCUUCGAGCUAUGGCAUCAACGAAGGUUACUUGAAUAACUACCUCGACGAGCUUCUGAUAAUGUGUCAAGUUGAAUCUGAAGAAGGAGUGAAGAAAAUCGACAAGAUCGUAGCCGUUGAUGGUGUUGAUUGCAUUCAAAUGGGACCGUUGGAUUUGAGUGCGAGUAUGGGGUAUUUGUGGGAUCCAGGGAACAAGAAAGUGAGGGAGACGUUGAGGGAAGCGGAGAGGAAGGUGUUGAAGAGGAAGAGUGAAAACGAGGAGGUUUUUCUGUCUGGUUUUGCGUUGCCGUUUGAUGGGCCUAGGGAUCUUAAGUCACGUGGCUAUCACAUGGUGUCUGGUGCUUCUGAUGUUGGUUUGUUUAGAAGUUCAGCUGUGGAGGAUGUUGUGCGGUUUAAGGAGAGUUUGGUUGAGGAUGGUGAUAGGAAAGAGUUGGAUAAAGAUGAUGAUGAUGAUGACAAGUACUGGAGUGAGUGAGUGAAUGAACGAGAGGUUCUAGUUUCUGUGUCUAUGGUAAAAUUAAGUGUAGUGUUGUUAGUUAUGAUAUGCUUUUGAUCUUGAAUGAAAAUAACUCUUGUUUUUUAUAUGUUA
Molecule: messenger RNA, 1411 nt
Organism: Lathyrus oleraceus (garden pea)
Lineage: Eukaryota; Viridiplantae; Streptophyta; Magnoliopsida; Fabales; Fabaceae
Exons: 1
Coding region: 248-1297 (349 amino acids)
Cellular component (GO): cytoplasm
Molecular function (GO): aldehyde-lyase activity
Source: RefSeq, a predicted model, not a curated record